Molecule: messenger RNA, 1284 nt
Organism: Ambispora leptoticha
Lineage: Eukaryota; Fungi; Glomeromycota; Glomeromycetes; Archaeosporales; Ambisporaceae
Source: the annotation of a GenBank genome assembly
AUGGCAGAGAGCUCGCAUAACAACGCGCGUGAAAGCAACGCAGAAAAUAAAAAUGAAGAAAGCAUUAAUAAUAUUAAUCAAUCAAAUAACAAUAACAGUUUUAAAUUCUCGAUGGACUCUUUGGGAGGAAUAGCAGCACCGAAUUUUCGAUUUGCUUCACAAAAUGAUCUAGGUAGAUUAUUUGCUGCACAAGGGAAUAUCGGAAGUGGUGGUAAUACGUCUGGUAACAUCAAUAAUACUAUUGCCAACAAUAAUGGCGGUAAUACUGGUAUAUUAUCUGAAAACGCGACUUCAUCUCACCCAUCAUAUUUUGAACAAGUUGAUCAAUAUCACUCGCACACCCCACUACUUCGAAAAAUCGCGCGUCCAAUGCCUCCAUCGCUGAACACCAACUUCUUAAUUGCGCAUAAUAAUAAUACGCAUGGGCUUGGUUCCUCAUCGUUUCCCUUGGAUAGCAGUAAUACUGCUGCUAGCCCUGAAGACGUCAUCAGCCAUCGUCGACGCGAUAGUAAUGUUUCGGCGAUGUCGAUACAAAUGUAUGAUGCUGCCGAACCGACACAUCAACGACGUGAUAGCAAUGUGUCGAACAUGUCGAUGCAGCUUGAUACGCCGACACCAUCAAGCGGAUCAUCUAGUCCUCAAUUUAUGAGAAGACUAAGCAUGGACGUGAAUAUGGACAAUAAUAAUUUAGCUUUUUCUUCCUCAUCACCUUCAAUCAUCGAUCAAAGAAAUAACGAGAAGCCAUCACCAAUGCAACGUGCUGUUCGAGCAAGAAGAGCGUCUUUAUUGCCAAAAACAAAAUCGUUUCAACGUAUAGUACAUGAGUUGCAGGAAGAAGCCAAACCAUUAGAAACAGAGAUAAAGCAAGAGUAUAAAACUACCAAAGUAUUGAUGAACGAGAGUGAAAAAUAUAUGGAUUCCGAUUCAGGCACAUCAGAGAAAAUAUUAUCCCAAGAAUUUCUUGCUACGUGGAGCAAGUUCCGUGAUGUCCAACCAUCCCCUCCGCCAUACACCGCGUCAAAACUAAAUCCUGAAGUCGAGAUGUCUUUUCGCCAAGAUACACCAUCACCAACUUCAUCAAUUGCGGGUCCAUGGCCUAAUGGUCGGAUAAAACGAAAAGCCUCUGAUGAUCGUUUUGAACCAUAUUUCAAUCCAAAACGACGUGCUGUCUCACCAAGUCUAGGCGGUAGUCCUCCUGUUCCAUCGCCACCAAUGGGAUCGACAUCACCAAUUGGGAUUAUGUCAACCUCGACUAGCUCAACACCUUCCACGCCACUACAACAA